AUGGCGAGCCCCGCUGCGUGCGCCCCGGCGGCGCUGGCCGAGCUGCUGGGCGAGACGCUGUGCGCGGCGGACGGCUCCGCGGUGCCCACGGCCUCGCUGCCCGCGCGGGGGGUCUCGCUGGUGGGGCUCUACUUCGGCUACUGCGGCGCCGCCGGCGGCGGCGGGGGGGGGCCGGGCGCGCAGCUGGCCGCCAGCCUGGCCGCCUUUUACGCGCGCUUCCAGCCCGAGCAGCCCCCGCCGCCCGUGCAACCCCCGCCGCCGCAGCGCCUGGAGCUGGUCUUCGUCUCCGCCGAGCAGGACCGGGCGCGCUGGCUGGAGGCCACGCGGGACAUGCCCUGGCUGGCCCUGCCCUUCGCCGACAAGCGCCGCAAGUUGAAACUCUGGAACAAGUUCAGGGUCUCCAACAUUCCCUCGCUGAUAUUUAUAGACGCCAUCACUGGGAAGGUUGUGUGCCAGAACGGCCUCUUGGUAAUCCGAGAUGACCCUGAAGGUCUGGAGUUCCCAUGGGGUCCCCGUCCCUUCCAAGAGGUGAUCGCAGGUCCUUUGGUCCAAAAUAAAGGCCAGUCUCAGGACAGCAGCACCCUGGAAGGAUCCUACGUUGGCGUUUACUUCUCUGCACACUGGUGCCCUCCCUGUCGAAGCCUCACUCGUGUCCUGGUGGAGUCCUAUCGGAAAAUCAAGGACGUGGGACAAAAAUUCGAGAUUGUCUUUGUCAGUGCAGACAGAUCAGAGGAUUCUUUCAAGCAGUAUUUCAGCGAGAUGCCCUGGCUGGCAGUCCCGUAUGCUGAUGAAGCCAGGCGCUCACGUCUUAACCGACUCUACGGUAUCCAAGGUAUCCCAACGCUCAUCAUCCUGGACCCCAAGGGCGAGGUGAUUACGCGGCAAGGCCGGGUGGAAGUGCUGAACGACCUGGAUUGCCGGGAGUUCCCCUGGCACCCCAAGCCCGUCCUGGAGCUGACGGAGGCCAACGCUGUGCACUUGAACGAGGGCCCGUGCCUCGUUCUUUUUGUGGAUUCUGAUGAUGACGGAGAGUCCGAAGCAGCCAAGCAGCUCAUCCAGCCCAUUGCUGAGAAAAUAAUUGCCAAAUACAGAGCCAAAGACGAGGAGGCCCCGCUGCUGUUUUUCGUGGCUGGAGAGGACAACAUGACUGACUCCCUUCGGGAUUACACCAACCUGCCUGAAGCAGCUCCCCUCCUGACCAUCUUGGACAUGUCCGCCCGGGCCAAGUACGUUAUGGACGUGGAAGAGAUCACCCCCGACAUCGUGGAAGCCUUUGUGAAUGACUUUCUGCUGGACAAGCUUAAACCCGAACCCAUCUGAAGCGCCAGCGGGGGGAAGGGGGCAGGCAAGGCAGGAGAGGGCCACCCCCACCCCCGCUUGGACC
Messenger RNA from Euleptes europaea (tarantolino), 1384 nucleotides. It is a transcript of the gene NXN, whose product is annotated as nucleoredoxin. Lineage: Eukaryota; Metazoa; Chordata; Lepidosauria; Squamata; Sphaerodactylidae. The transcript is spliced from 8 exons. Gene Ontology annotation, molecular function: thioredoxin-disulfide reductase (NADPH) activity. The coding region runs from base 1 to 1320 and encodes 439 amino acids. The record is from RefSeq and is a predicted model, not a curated record.